AUGCGUCUCGAACAAACCAUCGUUGCGGGCGCCAUUGUUGCUGCCUCGAAUGCUGCGGCGAUGCCUCUUCCAGCAACUGAUGUUCAAGAGAGCACUGUUACGUUGAAGGCUAGGAUGCCACAAGACUCUGUGAACUUGGCAAAUAUUCAUCGUGACAAUUCUGAUGAGGUUGCACCCGAGUCCAAAAGUAUUUUUGUCGAAAGAUCUGAUUUGAAAGAUUUCAAGUACGUCUUGCUAAACGCAAUCCUCAGAUUGUGGCUAAUACAAAGUAGGAGGGAGACUCCGAACAAGCCGAUUCCCGGAUGCAUCGUCAUGUAA
Messenger RNA from Aaosphaeria arxii CBS 175.79, 318 nucleotides. RefSeq lists its product as uncharacterized. NCBI's taxonomy places the organism in Eukaryota, Fungi, Ascomycota, Dothideomycetes, Pleosporales. The transcript has a single exon. The coding region runs from base 1 to 318 and encodes 105 amino acids. The record is from RefSeq and is a predicted model, not a curated record.